Betta splendens (Siamese fighting fish) is the source of this 1465-nucleotide messenger RNA. RefSeq names its product odr-4 GPCR localization factor homolog (gene odr4). The coding region runs from base 94 to 1428 and encodes 444 amino acids. Gene Ontology annotation, cellular component: endomembrane system. Gene Ontology annotation, biological process: intracellular protein localization. The transcript is spliced from 14 exons. Lineage: Eukaryota; Metazoa; Chordata; Actinopteri; Anabantiformes; Osphronemidae. The record is from RefSeq and is a predicted model, not a curated record.
ACAAAGCAUUGCGGUAAAUUGUGUUUUCCUUCACUGCUGACGAGCCGCUGUCAGCUGUUAGAAUUAAGCUCAAUCGGACUUUCUCCCGGCAGUAUGGGUCGAGGCUACAUAGUAGAGGAUGCUGUGGAGGGAUAUUUGUCUAAUCUCUGUGGUCAGCAAGCAGGUACAACCACGGGUCUGCUGAUCGGACAGAGUUCAUCCCAAAGGGAUUUUGUCAUCAUGGCAACUUGCACACCUCAAAGACAUGAUUCUUCUGCAAGUGGAAACUCCCUGGACAAAGAGUGGAUUACUGAGCAUGCUCGACAGGUGUCCAGGAUGCUGCCCGGAGGAAUCUCUGUCUUGGGAGUCUUCGUCAUCACUGAUAAUGACACCAAGGAUAUACUAACAACACUUCGACAGUUGGUGUUUGCAGUGGAGAACCUGAUCUCCUCAGAGCACCUGUGGACCCCUGAAGAGGAUGACAUCACAGAUUGUGUUGGGCUGCACGUCAAUGCCAAAACCAGAAAAACCACCUGCAGAACCUUUGACACAAAAGACCCCAAGAGUAUGGCCAAGCCUGCAGAUUGGAAGUACCAGUCAGGUGUGUGUUCCUCCUGCAUCAUGUUGUCAUGUUGUCUAAAUAUAGACAUGUUGGUGCCACUACCAGACAACAUAACCGUUAAAGAAAACAUGGACCCUUGUCUUAAGGAGGGACUGAAAUCAUGGGCGCACCAGAUUAAGAAUGGAGUUUGUUUGAUUGGCGGAAAAAAGAUGCCAGAGGAGACAGAGCUAACAACAGGGCAGAAGAGAAGCAUGAGACAAUACAACGCUCAGCUGCUUAUCACAUCGGCCUGUGGCUACCAGAGGUCAACAGAUGUGGUCCAACGGUGUGGAGGUAGUGUGUCCGUCAGUGGGGCAAUCCACAGCAGAACGUACUUACUUGGCAGCAAACCAAAGGCUAAACUGGCUGAGACGCUGCUGAAAAGAGACAUUGUCUCUACGGUGGCCACAAGGGUUCAAAUGCUUCUGGAGGAGCUGCUGACAUCAGAGGAAGACAGAAGAGAUGAGCAUCAGACCGAAGUAUAUGUACCACAACCCUCACGGUACUCUGCCUUCCCAUCAGAGCCAUUCUGCCUCCCUCGUCGUGUCUUUUGUCCUGCGAAGGCCACAGGGCCGGUGUGUGUGUGUGACUACCAGUUCAGUGACGAGGGCCUGGCCGAGGUGAGCGACAGACUGAAGGAGAUGCUGAGCAUUGAUGCAGCAGAGGAAGACUUGGAUACCAGGCAGGAAUUAACCGCUUUGAUCACAGAAAGGGAUGACACAGCAGCUCCAGAGCCCACUGCUAAAGUGCUGAAGCCCCAGAGAAACAGCUAUGCUGGUGCCGCUGUAGCGACUGCUGCUGCCCUGCUCGCUGCUGCUGUCUCCAUGCUUUAUCUGAACGAUUUCUGACACACACACCCUAAAAUAAAGUUCACUGUUAUACGUA